Molecule: messenger RNA, 1987 nt
Organism: Coregonus clupeaformis (lake whitefish)
Lineage: Eukaryota; Metazoa; Chordata; Actinopteri; Salmoniformes; Salmonidae
Product: protein AAR2 homolog
Exons: 4
Coding region: 68-1255 (395 amino acids)
Biological process (GO): spliceosomal tri-snRNP complex assembly
Source: RefSeq, a predicted model, not a curated record
UCUCAUCUUAGGUGUUUGUUUCUUUUGGGAAAGAUGUUAGGCACGCACGGUCAUGUGAAGUAGCAACAUGAACGCAUCUACUAAAAUUUCAGCCACGGCCACGGUGGACAUGGAUCCCGAGGUGGCACGGGGGUUGUUUGAGGAGGGGGCGACCCUCGUACUGCUGGGGGUUCCCGAGGGCACUGAGCUGGGCAUUGACUACAAGAGCUGGCAGGUUGGGCCUCGCUUCCGCGGGGUGAAAAUGAUCCCACCAGGUCUCCACUUCCUCCACUACUGCUCCUGUAACGCACCAGACCGCGGAGGUGAAACAGGCCCUAGAACAGGCCUCUUCCUCACCCUGAAACCAAGAGAGAUCCUGCUGGCCAACUGGGACCCCAAAGUGGAGGAUCUGGACUUCUCUGCCACUCAGAAUGAAGAUGAGGUGGGUCGGGUCCGGGCAGGCCUACGAGACCUGGACCCUUUCCUGGGGCCCUACCCGUACGAGGUGAUGCGGAAGUGGGUCUCCCUAACUGACAAGGUGAACCAGGAGCUGGCCACCAGGCUGCAGCCUCUCUCUGGGCGUGUGUGCGCCUUCAGUGACGUGAUCCCAGAGCUCCAGCUCACACACACCAAGGAUCGCGACGAGCAGAACCUGCCCAGGAAUGACACAGAGUGUCAGAGCAUGAGGGAGGGCCUGGACAGGCUGCCCAGGAUGAAGCCAAGAGAGGGGACUGAGCUGAGGUUCUCCCCCAUCCCCAGGCAGAACUACCCACCUGGGGCCACCCCAGCCCAGAUCACCCAGUGCAGCCUGGACUUGAGCUAUGCCCUGGACAGUCUACUGGAGAAACACCACCAGCAGCAGCCACUCAACGUGCUGGGUGAGCUGCAGUUUGCAUUUGUGUGUUUCCUCAUUGGGAAUGUGUACGAGGGCUUUGAGCACUGGAAGCGCCUUCUAGCCCUGCUGUGUCGUAGUGAGGAGGCCAUGCGUCAACGCCGGGACCUGUACCUGGGCCUCAUCGCUGUGCUCUACCACCAGCUGGGGGAGAUACCUCCAGACUUCUUUGUAGACAUCGUGUCCCAGGACAACUUCCUCACCUCCACACUACAGGAUUUCUUCCAGUUUGCCAGUGGGCCGGGGGUGGACGGCACCCUGCGGAAGAGGGCAGAGAAGUUCAAGGCCCACCUGACCAAAAAGUUCUGCUGGGACUUUGAGGUAGACCCUGACGAUUGUGACCCUGUUGUAGUGGAACUGCCUGAUGGGGUCACACUGGACUGAACAUGCUCUGAAGAUUAUCCAGGGUCCCAGGUAUUGGGUCAGGGGAGGAAACAGGACUGAAACAUCAUGUAAAAGAAGAGAGAGGACUUCUGUUGUCUUUCUCUCAUUUCCUUCCAGUGUGUUGCCUUGAAUGGGAGUUUUACCACUAAGGAAAAACAACUCUGUCCUCCAAGGCUCUAGAUUCUGGGGUGUCACUCUCCAUAUGCCAACCAGUGACACUUCAGACCAUGCUUUCCCCUCCCUGGCUCUCUCUGUAACCUCUCUGUCAGUCUACUCAUAAACGAGCACUUGGCCAUCUGAGCGGAAAGGUCUAGUUGCAAUAAGGAAUGAGGUCAAUAUGGCACUUUCUAGGUGGAUCAUUCUAAGGUUCUAGAGGAGAAUUCUGAAAUGUGGAAAAACUGUCUUUGACAGUAAAUCAGAAAAAGCCCAAGUAGGCUACCGUUGAUUUGUGUUUGAGUUGACACCAUAUCUGAAACGCAUGUAGAACAUUCUAGUGGAAAAUGACCCUAGAACAGUUAAUUCUGAACAUUAUAAACUCUCUGCCUUAAUCUAACUGUGCCACUGAAGACUUGUUGUUUUUCACAAUGUGUGGGUAAUCUACCCAGUGUGGACUAUCCAGCAGAGUGUAAAACCUCUACCCCACCCCAACCCCCUUUUGUGUCCUUUGUACCCAUUUACUGUAACAUUCUGUGACUGGACAUUUCCUUUGAUUAAACAACUUUUGAUACCGUG